This is a messenger RNA of Theileria equi strain WA, 1462 nucleotides long. RefSeq lists its product as hypothetical. Bases 116 to 1462 code for a protein of 448 amino acids. The transcript is spliced from 5 exons. The record is from RefSeq and is a predicted model, not a curated record. Lineage: Eukaryota; Apicomplexa; Aconoidasida; Piroplasmida; Theileriidae.
ACUAUUUUAAAAAAGCGUGGCGCCUACCAACACAUUUAUGAUAUUCACCGCGUAUACCAAAUAUGUUAUCAAUCUUAAGGCGUUGAGUGGUAUAUUAUAAAUUUGGUUUCAAGCCAUGAACGUUGAUGAAUCGUCAAAAUCCGAGAAAACGAUCACUAUCAUCGGAGAUUCGCCGCUCCAAAAUGUACCAAAUUCCGUUUCCAUCAAAGCACAGCCAAUCAUAGCAACGAGCAACAUUGAUAGGAUUCCAGAAUAUGAGAAUCUGGGAACUGUAAUAUAUAUUUGGGGAGACAACCCAGCCAAUAAAAGUAGCGCACAAAUUACCCAUGAUUACUGGAAUCCAACCAUAUACAAAAGUCUAUCAAAUGUAAAAAUAUUAGAUGUUUCAUGUAGUGACUCGCAUAUAAUAUUUCUAACGUGUUUUCAUACCGUCUAUACGGUCGGUCGUGGAGAAUACGGACAAUUAGGUUUGGGGAAAAAUAUACAGCAUGUCUCUGAGCCAACUCUAGUGCAGGGUUUGAAUAAUAUAAAGCAAAUAGCAUGUGGUUCUUUUCAUUCCAUUGUAUUGGCUGAAAAUGGCAAGAUUUAUUCUUGGGGUAGGAACGACUUUUCUGGGCAUUCAAAGGGUUAUGCUACAUUCACCCCUCAAGAGAUAUUGACCGAUAGUACCGAUACUAUAGGAGGCUUAAUUUGCAAAUGUAUAGCAGCUAGCGAUAUGCAAACAAUUGUUGCUUGUGAUGGUGGUACUACAUUGUACAUUUGGGGGAAAUAUUUUAACGGUGAAAAGAUACCAUCCCCCAAACUAUUUUAUUCUUUUACCCAUGAUAGCACGAAAGAAAUCAAAGUUGGAAAAUAUUUCGCUUUAAUCCUCACGGAAACUGGAAAUGUAUUCAGCUGUGGUGAUAGUACCUAUGGAGAAAUUCCAGGAAAUUCGGGUUCUGUACAUUCCAUUCUGAUCCCUACACAACUAAGGAAUAGCCAAUUUAAAGACAUUGUAAAAAUAGCUGUUGGUCAUAGGCAUGCUCUCUUGGUUGAUAAACAUUUCAGAGUUUGGUCUUUUGGUGGAAACAUAUACGGUCAGUGUGGCACAGCGCCCGCACACCAUAUACCUCCAACUCUUAUCGACUUUAAUGAAAGCAGAUUUAAAAUACGAGACAUUUAUUGUGGGCCUAGGCAUUCAGCAUGCAUAAAUCAUGGAAAUCAACUUUAUACAUGGGGACAUUCUUCGUGUCACAAACUUAUAUUCACAGCAUCUGUGGAUAUAUUAAUACAACAACAAAGGCAACCUGGAGUCUCUAUAAAUUCUGGAUUUAAAAAUUGCUGCAAUCAGCCACGCCUAAUAUAUUCAAUGCUCCACGAAAAAAUCACUUGUGUGGGACUAGGACCAGAUUACACAGUGGUCAUUUCCGGAGAUGGAGACUACACACCUGUCGUAAGAGAAAAAUUACACACGCAAGAUUAA